CUCUAAUUCAGAAAAUGUAAUAAAUGAGAAAAUUAAAUAUUUACCAAAGAUUAAAGCAAGUGUACUGUCUAAUCCAACUCAUGAUUAUGCUUAUUUUCAUAAUAAAACAUUGGAUCAAUAUCCUAAUUUAUAUCAAGAAGUCUUCUAA
Molecule: messenger RNA, 148 nt
Organism: Racocetra fulgida
Lineage: Eukaryota; Fungi; Glomeromycota; Glomeromycetes; Diversisporales; Gigasporaceae
Source: the annotation of a GenBank genome assembly